Mesoplodon densirostris (Blainville's beaked whale) is the source of this 2695-nucleotide messenger RNA. It is a transcript of the gene POLI, whose product is annotated as DNA polymerase iota. The record is from RefSeq and is a predicted model, not a curated record. Bases 320 to 2335 code for a protein of 671 amino acids. Gene Ontology annotation, molecular function: DNA-directed DNA polymerase activity; damaged DNA binding. Gene Ontology annotation, biological process: translesion synthesis. NCBI's taxonomy places the organism in Eukaryota, Metazoa, Chordata, Mammalia, Artiodactyla, Ziphiidae. The transcript has 10 exons.
GCUCGGGUCCUUUCGUCUUCCCGGCUCCGCUGAGAGAGCUGCCCUUCGCUGCCCGGUGUUUUGAGGCCAAGAUCCCGAGAGGGAUUUUUUUGACCAGUAGGAGUAGGGUGGGCGCGUCAGUUGGUUAAUCGAGGUUGCAUUUGUAAUCCCUCAAACAGCCCAGUGAAAGCGGAAGAGUCCCCGGCCGCCUAAAGGUUGCAGAAGCGGGGGAACUUGUCGCCCGUUUGGCAAAGUCCAUGAUCAAGUGGUGCCAGCAGGAAGUUCUUCAUCUAGAGUCAUAGUACACGUGGAUCUGGAUUGCUUUUACGCACAAGUAGAAAUGAUCUCAAAUCCAGAACUAAAGGGCAAACCUUUAGGGGUUCAGCAGAAAUGUUUGGUGGUUACCUGCAACUAUGAAGCUAGGAAACUUGGAGUUAAGAAACUUAUGAAUGUCAGAGAUGCAAAAGAAAAGUGUCCACAGCUAGUAUUAGUUAAUGGAGAAGAUUUGACUCGUUACAGAGAGAUGUCAUAUAAGGUUACAGAGUUGUUGGAAGAAUUUAGUCCAGUUGUUGAGAGACUCGGAUUUGAUGAAAAUUUUGUGGAUCUAACAGAAAUGGUUGAGAAGAGACUAGAGCAGCUUCAAAGUGAUGAACCCUCAGCACUGACUGUGUCGGGUCAUGUAUACGGUAAUCAGUCUAUAAACCUGCAUGACAUCUUGCACAUCAGACUACUUAUUGGAUCUCAGAUUGCAGCUGAGAUGCGGGAAGCCAUGUAUAACCAGUUGGGUCUCACAGGCUGUGCCGGAGUGGCUUCUAAUAAAUUAUUGGCAAAAUUAGUGUCUGGCAUCUUUAAACCAAAUCAGCAAACACUCUUACUACCUGAAAGUUCUCAAGAUCUCAUUCAUAGUUUGAACCACAUAAAGGAAAUGCCUGGUAUUGGCUAUAAAACUACUAAACGUCUGGAAGCACUGGGUAUCAGUAGUGUGCGUGAUCUUCAAACCUUUUCAUCCAAAAUAUUAGAAAGGGAAUUAGGAAUUUCAGUUGCUCAGCGUAUCCAGAAGCUCAGUUUUGGAGAGGAUAACUCUCCUGUGACACCCUCAGGACCUCCUCAGUCCUUUAGUGAGGAAGAUUCAUUCAAAAAAUGUUCAUCAGAAGUUGAAGCUAAAAAUAAGAUUGAAGAACUACUUGCUAGUCUUUUGAACAGAGUCUGCCAAGAUGGAAGGAAGCCACAUACAGUAAGAUUAAUAAUCCGUCGGUAUUCAUCUGAGAAGCACUAUAGCCGUGAGAGUCGUCAGUGCCCAAUUCCAUCCCACAUAAUUCAGAAGUUAGGGACAGGAAAUUAUGAAGUGAUGACCCCAAUGGUUGAUGUACUUAUGAAACUUUUUCGAAAUAUGGUGAAUGUGAAGAUGCCAUUUCAUCUUACCCUUUUAAGUGUGUGCUUCUGCAACCUUAAAGCCCUAAAUACUGCUAAGAAAGGGACUAUUGAUUAUUAUUUAACACCAUCAUUAUCAACAACUUCACGCUCUGGCAAGCACAGUUUUAAAAUGAAAGACACUCAUAUGGAGGAGUUUUCUAAAGACAAGGAAACAAAUUGGGAUUUUCUACCAACUGGAAGAAUUGAAAGAACUGGGGAGUCUCCACCAGAUACUACAGGUUUUUCUAAAGAAAAAGACAGUAAUGAAUUUCCACUCUCCUCACUUCCUGAGGGUAUUGACCAAGAGGUCUUUAAGCAGCUUCCAGUAGAUAUUCAAGAAGAAAUCCUUUCUGGAAAAUCUAGAGAAAAAGUUCAAGGGAAAGGAAGUUUGAGCUGUCCAUUACAUGCUUCUAGAGGAGUAUUAUCUUUCUUUUCUACAAAACAAAUGCAAGCUGGUUCCUUAAAUCCUAGGGAUCAUUUAUCCAAUACCAAACAGAUAUCCUCUGUAUCUCCCUGUGAACCAGGAACAUCAGGCUUAAAUAGCAGUAGUUCCUCUUAUGUGUCUAACCAAAAGGAUUAUUCACAUUAUAUAGACAGUAACUUAAAAGAUGAACUAAUGAGUCAAGGACCUAAAGAGUCUCAAGGAUUCCACUUUUCAAAAACAGACCCUGCUGUAUCUGUUUUCCAUUCAUUUCCAAAUGUGCAGAGUGAGCAACUUUUCUCCAAAAACUGCACUACAGACAGCCAUAAACAACCGAUGGCAACAGUCUUUAUUCAUGAAGGACUUACAGAAAAUAGAGAGCAAGAUUCUACCAAAGAGAAAAUUACUUUUCCUUCUGACGUUGAUCCUGAAGUUUUCUAUGAACUACCAGAAGAGGUACAAAAAGAACUGUUGGCUGAUUGGAAGAGAACAGGAUCAGAUUUCCACACUGAACAUAAAUAAGCAUGCUCAGAAAAAAGGGAAAGACGGUUGUUCUCAGAUUAACAGUUUAUUAAGCUCUUCUAAAUUAAACACUAAUACUUUCAAUAAUGUAGAAACACAAUAUAAAAUGUUCCAAAUAAAGCAAAUAUAGUUAUGGGAAGUAAAUUCUGGCACAAAGCAUAAAAAUAUUCAUAACAGAAAUAAUGUAAAAUAUUACCUUCCUCUUAUUUCUAAAGCUAUUUUAUAUUGCUUUUCAAUAAAAAGAAUAUUAUGGUCAGCAUUAGUACAUUUUCCAUUCAUUGUGGAAACAUUGGGAGGAAGAUAUCUAUGACUGUACAUAAAAAAUAGAGUGGCCAAAUCAUUGGUAUGCUGUACCAAAGA